AUGAUAUGGGCUUUUUCGCGCACGCCCCGGAAGUGGCGUCGCGACGUUCUGCACCUGUGGAGUCUCAGUGGUGCGUCUAAAAUCCUGCAGUGUGGACGUGUGCGAGCCAUGGACACGCUCCUCUUCGUCGUCUUCGUCUUCCUCACCGGAUUAGGAAAGACCGGAAGAACAAACGCCGUGCCGCUGAGUGCAUUAAAUCCCGUCGAUGUCAGUUUAAACAGCAUCGGCGACGACGAGGCCGAAGAUGGUGCCAUCCUCGACGACUUCACCACUCAUGGCUUGGAAAGGCUGAGUUCGGCGGCGACUUGCCUGGUGGCAGGCGUGGAGUACACUCACGGCCAACAGAUUUAUCGGCCCGACCCUUGCGAAUUCUGCUUAUGCUUAGACGGCGAGAUGUUCUGCUGGUGGCAAGACUGUCCCCCCACGAUGGAGGGCCCUUGUCGAGACCGCGGCCCCUUCACCCCUUGCUUAAACGUCCCCUCGGCCUCUACCUCCAAAAGUACACCAAUUGAACACGAAUCGACUUCAGAGUCGGAAACUCUCGACAACUCCACCGACUCGACUUUCACCUCUGAAAUGAACUCUACCGAGGAAUCCCCGGCGACAACUCAACAGACCCGAUUUUGUCUAGUCAUGGGGCGAAAAUAUGAAGUUGGGGAUAAACUCCCGCACAACACUGGCAACUGCGUGGAGUGUGUGUGCGGUCCGGGGGCCAAAGUGACGUGUUCGCCCCACCAGUGCGCCCCCAUAGGCGAGGAUAUAAACGACUAUCGCCCCCCAGGCCCGCGCCAGCCCGACGUGUUUUAAUGGUUGGAGAAUGGUUCGCUCUUGUGAUAAUCCUCGAGGGUAGUUGUGUCCUUUUCGUUACCAUUAAUGCCUUUUCUUCUUCUUCAACGGUCUUCGUGAAUCCUCUACCCAGAUCCCUAGUCAUAUCGGUGAAAUAUAUCAAUUUGUGUCUUAUUUUAUAGUUUGUAGGUGUAUCGUUGAAUUUUAAAGGCAGGAAUGGACGUGAGCUAGUGAUUUUAUAUUAGGAUUUUUUAUAUUAGUCGAAACCACUGGAACCAAUAACUUGUUAGUUUUAGCAAAUAUUUGAUAACGUUAGAUAAGGUCAAGUCUAUCUUUGUAAAAUCUCAUUUGGGUUCUGUUUCUUCGAAUGUAGUGUUAGCCUAAUAUGAAAAUAUCCAAAUCAAAAUAUUUCAAAUCACUAUUUAUAUUGUAAAGUGUACUUUAUAAUACCUUUAAGUCUAAGCGAAUUUUUAACAACAGUUAUCGACGACAAGGCAACUUUCUUGGAUAAUUUCGUGUUAAGCUAGUAAAAUUAUAACUGUUGUAAAAAAUGUAUCAGUAUUAUUACAAAUAAGAAUUCAUACUUGUUAUUGUUAAGUAUGUAAAAAUAUUAUGUUUCUUUAUUGUAUAGAAAAAU
Tribolium madens (black flour beetle) is the source of this 1423-nucleotide messenger RNA. Its product is annotated as kielin/chordin-like protein. NCBI's taxonomy places the organism in Eukaryota, Metazoa, Arthropoda, Insecta, Coleoptera, Tenebrionidae. The record is from RefSeq and is a predicted model, not a curated record. The coding region runs from base 1 to 807 and encodes 268 amino acids. The transcript has 5 exons.